AUGGCGAGGUCGUCUUUUUUACGGACGUUCUUCUGCAGGGGGUUCAGGUUGCCGCUUCAACCUGCCGUGCAGAAGAUACUUGCCCAGAUUGGGGUGUACCCUAGAUUCCUUUUCACCGAGAACUCAAUCAGAGCCCGCCUCGUCAGCCCUGUCGAGGUGACAGACGCUAGGAGAUCUGCUGAAGCCAAGAGGAUGAACGAAUCCUUCAAAAGGCGCCUCAUGAUGGGUCUAAAGGAGAAGAAGAAGAAAUGGCAGCUGGAAGCAGUCCUGGUACCGGCAACAGAGGUUGAUCUAGAGGAUCAGACCCUUGCCGAUCGGCUACGGCAGCUGAGCGCUGAGCCUGUGCCAAAUAGAGCCGCCGAAGCUGACUCCACACCGAGGCUGGGACAGGCCACCGAAGCCGCUGCCUCUAAGGCAGCUGGGAAGCGGCCGGUAACGGUGGAUCUGGACGCUAAGCCCAUGUCCAAGUGUGGUCGGCAGACGGAGGCAUCAAGGGCUAUUUUUGCCGUCGAGGACGAGGAUGGCCCUGCCAUGCCCAUCAACAUCGCCUGUCCUUUAAAGACGGUCCAAUUUGUGAACGACAUGAUUCUGGGUUCGCAGAUGGAGCUGUCAGAGAUUGAAGAGAUCCCGAAGAGGCUCAUUCGGGAGGAGGCCGGGCGUGCUUUCUGUCUUCAGGCCUCAGCGUUCAUGGACAUAUGGCUGUGCAUGAGGCGGGCUAUUACGGCUGCCGAGCGCGCCAAAAAGGCUUAUGAGGAUGGACGUGCCAAGGUGGCCGAGGCAGGCAAGGCGCUCCAGGACCACGCUCAUCUCCUCAAGGACAAACAAGCUGUCGAAUGGCAAGUCAAAGCUUCCGAAGCCAAGCUGGAGGAGAUGAGGGCGGCUUUGGACCCUAUGGUGACAGCAGCGAAGAUGCCGAGGCGGAAAAAGGGGUUGUGUAGGUGGUCCUGA
Molecule: messenger RNA, 948 nt
Organism: Prunus armeniaca (apricot)
Lineage: Eukaryota; Viridiplantae; Streptophyta; Magnoliopsida; Rosales; Rosaceae
Source: the annotation of a GenBank genome assembly